CAGGAAGAAGCUACUUUCACUUUUCAGUUUGCCACGAAGUGACGACACAGAAGGCUAUCAACAGGAUCAAGUAGGAGUGUAUGCAUAUGAAAUGAGUAUUUGAUCCAAUAUCUUGAGAAUUUGACGUGUGAGAUUACAACACACAGGUUUCAAGGAAAGGAUUACAAUCGUAACAUAUAAGAUAGAUGCAUUGGGAUAGAUAAUGCCAAUGUGAAGAUAACUGCUGUUUGGUGAAAUUAUGGCCACAUCAAAAUCAAUGAGGAAAGCUGUAUUGAACUUCGCUACUGCAACCUCCAAGAACAUUGUCAAACAAAUCACAGUGGAGUGGAGCAAAAAGAAAGUGAAGAUCUGCAGCCUGUGUGUGUCAAUAUGUACAGUAAAGACUGGGGAAGUAGUCCUCAUGUUCGUGACCUUGCAGCCAGGGGAGACAACUGUGGACCUGCCACUACAGCUGGGAACAGAGGCAGGCACGGUCAGGCUUGUUGUCCAUGGUCUGGCCGAGAAGGACUCAACACUAAGUCAGUACUACACCAUUGCAGGAAGUUGUAUCAAACAGCUUACCAAGACUAUAGCAGAAACAUCGGAUGGGAAACUGACUCUCCAGUUAUCGAACAAGCACACACUAGAUGCCACAUGUACAAAACUUCAGGAAAAAGUGGAGGAGUUUCAAAUCGGCAUCAAACAGCAACCGCCAUCUUGGUACUACGUAUCUAAUCUGCCAACAACAGGAAGCAGACAAAAGCCAUCCACACGCCAGUUUCUGAUAGUGCUUCAGCAGCGAGAGCCAUUUGAAGAGUCACUUAUGCUGCAAUCAACAGCAAGCCCCUAUGUCCAGAUUCCUGUAGCACUGCCAUCGCUGACUGACUUCGCCACCAAGGUGUACUGGGUGAAGUCAGUGCUACAGACCCAGAACUACGCACUGUACACAGUCUUCAGAAAGUCAGACACGCCUUGCUUCAGAACAUAUUUAUCCUUAGAAGAAAUGACCACACUUCACACAAGAGCCACGUCUUUGGUGCCCAAGAACAAGAAGAAAGACUUUUACUAUGUCAUCCCCUACUUCUACAGAAACAAACCCCCGGAAUACUACAGCAACAUCUUCAAGAACCGUGGCGGCAUCAUGGAGACAUACCGCAAAGACUACAACGGUGACCGAGGCUCGCCAAUCAAUGGCAACAUCGAUGGUUUGUUCUUCGGGACAGGUCUUGAUCCCAAAACACGUCUUCCUCCUGCAUUUUCCUACUAUGGACGGCAACGUCUCUACAUUCCAGCUGACAUAAUCUUCCACGACGCUGCCAAUCUGUACUUUGCUGACUUCUACUGCCACUAUGAAGUGCAUUAUGUAACUCUGGUUCUCACUGAACCUGGUUCAUCUGCUGAUGUUUUCUGCCAAAACCGCUUGUUGAAGCUUGAUCCCUACAACAACCCAUUCCUGUUCAAAGAAGCCACGGUCCUCCCACUGUCCCGGCCCGAGAUUUGUGUGACUCAUAAACUACAUGUGGAGGUCUUCUAUACCGAACAUGUCAACAUUGGGGCAUUGCAGAGAUCAAAGCCCAUGGAUGUGUUCUUCAGAGAUGUGCAACCCAUGGGGGCUGGCAAGAGCAAACCUAGUGGAAUCCCCAAAAAUGCAAAUUGCAAAAUAUGCAAUUUGAAAUGAAAUAUCAACUAAAUUGUUAUCAAUUGAUGUUCAUGAAAAAUUUCAUAUAUUUUGUAAUUCUACGAUGAAUAAGCUUUAAGAAAAUACUAAAUGUAAGAUUCUGAAAAUAUAUACAUGGGAGAAAUUUGCUGUAAAAAACAAUAUUUUGCUGAAAUCUCGCACAUUUUUUCACGUCAUUCAAUAACUGGUUACGUCUUCUACAGGUUAUACAUGAAGACAUUUAUAACAUAAGGACAAGAACCCAUUGACUUUAUUUGAACACCGUGACUGUCAUGAUAACAGUAAAAACAGCAAUUCAUUCAACAGUGGUUCAUCAUUGUGUUCUCUUCCACUCAUCCAAAGUGCUUUAUUUCAUUGUUUUAUUGGUUUGACAGUGGUUGACAUGUUUCAAACAGGUGUUAGUGUUACAUUUAUAAUUGUAAAAAGGUCAGGAUCUGAAACAAUCCACAGUAUGAUAUGUAAAACCAGACUUUAUUUUGUGUAAGAUUUUAGUGCAUUUGUAGGAAUAUUUUAUCGUGGGUAAUAAUAACAUGCAAUAAAACACAACCAGUGCAUCUAGUAAAGUGAACCUUCAUUUUGAUUGAGUAGUCAGUGUUAAUCUGUUACAUUUGUGUAAAAUAUCUGAUUUUAAUGAGAUUGAACAUAAAUAAGCUGGCAAAAUAUACAUUGUGUAAAUGU
Molecule: messenger RNA, 2335 nt
Organism: Haliotis rufescens (red abalone)
Lineage: Eukaryota; Metazoa; Mollusca; Gastropoda; Lepetellida; Haliotidae
Exons: 5
Coding region: 239-1657 (472 amino acids)
Source: RefSeq, a predicted model, not a curated record